Molecule: messenger RNA, 1163 nt
Organism: Phodopus roborovskii (desert hamster)
Lineage: Eukaryota; Metazoa; Chordata; Mammalia; Rodentia; Cricetidae
Gene: Sdhc
Product: succinate dehydrogenase complex subunit C
Exons: 6
Coding region: 38-547 (169 amino acids)
Biological process (GO): tricarboxylic acid cycle; mitochondrial electron transport, succinate to ubiquinone
Cellular component (GO): membrane
Molecular function (GO): electron transfer activity; succinate dehydrogenase activity
Source: RefSeq, a predicted model, not a curated record
GGAGGUUGCGUCAUUUCCGUCCAGGCCGGAACUCAAGAUGGCUGCGCUCUUGCUGAGACACGUUGGCCGUCAUUGCCUCCGAGCCCACCUUAAUUCUCAGCUUUGUCUCAGAAAUGCUGUCCCUUUGGGAACCACAGCCAAGGAAGAGAUGGAACGGUUCUGGAAUAAGAACACGGGUUCAAACCGGCCUGUUUCUCCCCACAUCUCCAUCUACAGUUGGUCUCUUCCCAUGGCAAUGUCCAUUUGCCACCGAGGCACUGGUGUGGCCUUAAGUGGAGGGGUCUCUCUCUUUGGCCUAUCGGCACUGCUGCUUCCUGGGAACUUUGAAUCUUAUUUGAUGUUUGUGAAGUCCCUGUGUUUGGGGCCAGCACUGAUCCACUCAGCUAAGUUUGUGCUUGUCUUCCCUCUCAUGUACCACACAUGGAAUGGGAUCCGACACUUGAUGUGGGACCUAGGGAAAGGCCUGUCGAUCCCCCAGGUCCAGCAGUCUGGAGUGGCUGUCUUGGUUCUUACAGUGCUGUCCUCUGUAGGGCUGGCAGCCUUGUGAAGAGCUGAAAUUCCCAUCGUUGUCCUGUACACUAUCACGCUGAAUUAUAUUCCCAUCUAUCACUCGUAUCCCAGCCACCAAGGUUCCCCUCAUUUGUUUAGAUUCCAUGUGUUUUAGAGCCCGUUAGAGCACAGUAGAGAGGCUUGAAGAACUGUAGUAGUAGAAAAAGGUCAUUUUCCCUGGGCCUGGAGCCCUUACUCCCUCUCCACAUUUGACUUUGAUUCAUGCUGAGGGUCAGCUUUCGACUCCUUCUUGCUGAGGCAGUGGAAACAAAGCCAGUCCUGUGGCUGCCCUGGGUGCCACUGCCUGAGGGCUGCUGUCUUAAAGGAUAGUUCUGUUCAUUGGUCAGCUCAGGGCCUUCAGCACCCACACAGUGUGACUGGGAGAAGAGAGGUGAAGGUGGAGGGGAUGGCUCUGCCCAGCUGGAGGGAGGUAAAGAGCGAGAUGGAUCCUGGGAGCUCACCCUUGGGAAAGAUACAGAGCUUUUGAUGAUUAAGAUCCAAAAAAAAUGUGUUUUCUGUUCUGUUUUUUCACUUCUAGUGAAACACACACAUAUUUUCUAAUCUAAAUUCUUGUACCAUCAUCUUUGGAAACGAUUAAAAUACUACUCAUUUCA